AUGGAGGAUCCGCAGCUGCCGUUGGUCCGCUCAGCGAAUGGAGCGCAUGAUGCAUGGUCACGGCUGGAAGGACAAUUCGAAAAGGAUAGCCUCGCAGACAAGCUCUUUCUUCGUCGUCGCUUCUCAAGGGCCAAGAUGGAAGACGGUGAUGAUGUGAUGGAACACAUCAACAAGAUCAAGACGCUGGCGGAGCAGAUCGACGCUGUGGGCGCCUAG
Messenger RNA from Peronospora matthiolae, 216 nucleotides. NCBI's taxonomy places the organism in Eukaryota, Oomycota, Peronosporomycetes, Peronosporales, Peronosporaceae. The record is from the annotation of a GenBank genome assembly.